This is a messenger RNA of Quercus lobata, 2865 nucleotides long. Its product is annotated as MDIS1-interacting receptor like kinase 2-like. The transcript is spliced from 3 exons. Bases 1 to 2865 code for a protein of 954 amino acids. Gene Ontology annotation, molecular function: ATP binding; protein kinase activity; protein binding. Gene Ontology annotation, biological process: protein phosphorylation. Lineage: Eukaryota; Viridiplantae; Streptophyta; Magnoliopsida; Fagales; Fagaceae. The record is from RefSeq and is a predicted model, not a curated record.
AUGUCCAUAAUUUUCCUUGCACUACUUGCAUGUUAUCUGUUAUCAUUCAACGUUGAAGCAACACCAAACUUUGAGGCUGAGGCUCUCCUGAGAUGGAAAGGGAGCCUUGGAAACCAAACAUCUCUGCAGUCAUGGACGCCGGGGAAUAUCAACGAAAAGCUUACUACAGGCCCAUGCAUGUGGUUCGGAAUUACUUGCAACAUGGCCGGAAGUGUCACAGAAAUAAGCCUGCCAAGCGCACGGUUAAGAGGUAAUCUCAGCAGUUUAGAUUUCUCUUCCUUUCCAAACCUUGUUAGUCUCAAUCUCAGUUGCAACCUUCUCACUGGUCCCAUUCCAUCCCAAAUUGGUACCCUCUCCAGACUAACCCACCUUAAUCUCUCAAUGAAUUUUCAUUCUGGUAAUCUUCCACUUUCCCUCACCAAUCUCACUAACCUUUCAUUGCUCUAUCUGGGCAAUAACUUGAUAAAUGGCGAACUAGACCCACGACUAUUCUCCAACUGGACAAGGCUUGAAUUUCUUGAGCUCCAGAACAACAAUUUUACUGGGGUAAUACCUUCCCAAAUAGGCCUCUUAACAAAUUUGAAAGAACUAGCUUUGAUGAAUAAUCACAUCUUUGGCUCAAUUCCACCCGAAAUAGGAAAUUUGAUAAACUUGGAUGCUUUGGCUUUAAGUGGAAAUCAUCUUAUGGGUCCUAUUCCCCCAUCUCUUGGUAACCUCAGCCAAGUGACCAUAGUAUAUCUAAAUCAAAAUAGACUCUCCGGCCCCUUGCCUCAGACAAUUCAGAGUGCUAAAAAUCUGAAAAAUUUGCGGGUGUUUAAAAAUCAGUUAUCCGGUCCUGUACCUCAAGGAUUAGCAAAUCUCUCAUCCUUAGAGAAUCUCCAACUUAAUGAAAACAACUUCUCCGGUCACUUACCACCAGUCUGUCAGAAAGCACCUCUUCAAGUAUUCACUGCAUUCUCUAACAACCUCUCAGGUCCUAUCCCGAAAAGCUUGAGAAACUGCAAAAGCCUCACAAGGUUAAGACUCCAUGAAAACCAACUUACUGGAAUGUUAGACCAGGACUUUGGAGUGUAUCCAAAUCUCAACUACCUUGAGUUGAGCUACAACGACUUGAAGGGGGUGCUAUCACCUCAAUGGGGAGGGUGUGGAAAAUUAAAAUCACUGAGAAUCGCUGGUAAUAAGAUCACCGGUGAAAUACCCAGUGAGCUUGGCAAAUUGAACCAACUCGGUCUGCUUGAUCUCUCUUCUAACCAAAUUGUUGGAGAAAUACCAAAGCAAUUGGGAAGAUUAUCUAAUCUCAUCUUCCUGCACUUGAGAGACAAUCAAAUUUCAGGUCUGUUGCCACCUGAAAUUGGUGGCCUUUCCAAUCUUGAGGAUCUAGACUUGUCUGCCAAUAGGCUGAGCGGACAAAUUCCAGAAAAAGUUGGGGAUUGCUCAAGGCUGCGCAAUUUGUGCUUGAGCAAGAACUAUUUCAAUGGAACUAUCCCCCAUACCAUUGGUGAUCUAGCCCACCUAGGCUUACUUGAUCUAAGUCAAAAUAGACUCACUGGUGACAUACCUCCUCAACUUGGGAGUUUGAUAAUGUUGGAGUACCUGAAUCUCUCUCACAAUGUGCUCUCUGGUUCCAUUCCCUUAUUCAACCAGAUGACAGGACUAACCUCCAUCGAUUUAUCAUACAAUGAAUUGGAAGGUCCACUUCCUGAUAAUGAUUUCUUUCGCCAUGCAAAUCUAACAGCAUUCAGCAACAACAAAGAUUUAUGUGGCAUAGUAGAACGUUUGCGGCCCUGCAAUGUUACAUCACUGGAGAAUGGUGCUCAUAGCAUUGCUGGACGCAGAGUUUUUAUCAUUGUUGGAGCUUGUUUGUUUGGAAUGUUGUUAUCAUUUGCUAUUUUGGUUGGGUUUUUAACUCUCUCAGGUAGAGCCGAAUUCAAAAGCAAGUCAAAAGAAGCAACAACAUCAAAUAGUGGAAACAUAUUCUCAGCACUGAAUUUCGAUGGGAAGAUUGUAUAUGAAGAUAUCAUCACAGUCACCAAUGACUUUGACGACAUGUAUUGCAUUGGGAUGGGUGGAACUGCAAGAGUUUACAAAGCGCAAAUGCCAACAGGACAUGUACUAGCAAUAAAGAGAGUGUGGUGCUUGGAAGGUGAAGAAGAGGAAGAGAUGGUGGAGACUUUCAAGAAUGAAAUUCGAGUGUUAUCAGAUAUACGACAUAGAAACAUAGUAAAAUUUUAUGGGUUCUGUUCUCAUGGACAGCACAAAUUCCUAAUUUAUGACUACAUCGAGCGAGGAAGCUUGGCUAAUGUCCUAUGCAAUGAUGAAGAAGCCCAAAAGCUAGGUUGGAGCAAGCGGGUGGACAUUGUUAGGGAUAUAGCUAAUGCUUUAUCUUACAUGCAUCAUGAUUGCACUCCAGCGAUCAUUCAUCGAGACAUCUCAAGCAAAAAUGUGCUCUUGAAUAGUGAGUUUGAGGCUUGCAUCUCUGAUUUUGGCACAGCAAGGUUUUUGAAGCCUGAGUCAAGUAAUUGGACAGCUAUGUUUCACUGCACUAUGGCAGGCACGUAUGGAUAUGUUGCUCCUGAGCUAGCAUACACAAUGAGAGUGACUCAAAAAAGUGAUGUUUAUAGCUUUGGUGUUCUAGCACUUGAAGUGAUCAUGGGAAAACAUCCAGCUGAGCUUAUAUCGUCUUUAAGUACACUUGAACAGAGCAUCGAGCUAAAGGAACUGCUAGAUCUACGUCUUCCACCUCCUACUGUUCUGUUUGAGAAAGAUGUGGCUUCCGUAGUGAAGCAGGCACUGUCAUGCUUACACAUAACUCCAAAUUGCAGACCCACCAUGCGUGUGGUGUCUCAGGCACUAUUGAAAGCUUAA